This is a messenger RNA of Effrenium voratum, 2862 nucleotides long. The record is from the annotation of a GenBank genome assembly. NCBI's taxonomy places the organism in Eukaryota, Dinophyceae, Suessiales, Symbiodiniaceae.
AUGGGACUCGCUGUCCUGGUGCUAGCACUGCUUACAUCUGCGGAUGCUGACAACAUCUGCGAGGACGAGAGGCCUUUGAAGUGCGUGCGGUUCGGCGAGCAGUGCGAAGCGCUGAGCGCUUGCGGGGAGUGGAGCGCUGACUGCAACGACUGCGACCCGAACAUCACGGACAGCGACUGGAGAGAGGUGGACCACAAAUGGAUCAAGUUCCUGCGGGGCAACGGUUGCCACACCCUGGACAGCAAUUGCCUUGCCACGACCUCUGUGGACCACACGUUGCUCUACGCCAAUCAGGCCCACUGCGAGGUGCUUGUCAAGGCUGAGGCGGGCUUGGAGUUCACGCGCUUCCACACGGAGGACAACUGGGACGAGGUGGAGUUGGUGUCCCUCACGGACGGCCAGGUGCUGUGGACGGGCUCUGGGCGCCUGGGCGCCUUCGCUUUGCCCGUGGUUCUGGAGACCACCACAGCCUUCAUGUGGAAGACGGACGCCACCACGCAGAGCAAAGGGUGGAAGGCCUGCAGCGGUUGUCCCGACGCCGCCCAGGACACCCCCGAUGGCCAGUGCCAAUGCGUGGUGGCGAAGGGAUUGGAGACGUCCUGCGUGGAUUACAACUAUACGCUGAGGCUGGCGGGGCUCGACUUCCCGUGGCUGACGAAUUGCUCCACCUUUGAUCCCAAGUGCCGGACUUGCAGAUGCCUGUCCACGACGGGAAAAAACAAGUUGCAAGUCCGACUGAUCAUCCGAGGGAUGUUCCAGUGGAUGAGUCACCUAGUGCUGUGGGUGGCUGUGGCGGCGCCAUUGCCCGUGGCUCUGUACCUCAUCAUCACAUGUCUGCUGGCUGCUUCCGACCUCUGCAACGUGGACAGGGACAGUUGCCGAGAGGCAGUUCUGCGGUGGACGGCGUGGACAAGCCAUGUCUUGCGGAACGGCUGCUGCCGCGGUCAAGACCCUUGCGGCCGCAUCAGUGGCUUUUGGUACCUGGCCUGCGUCCAGUGCUUCUGGGUGUGGUUCCAGUUCAAGCUCUGGACGGAACCGCAGCACGGGGUGACCGGCCUGGAUCUGCUGGCGCCCAUGAUCUUGUGGCUCUUCUUCUGUCUGAGUUCGGGCAUGAUCUGGUACUGGCACAAGUUGGCCCUGAAAAACGCCAGCGAGGAGCAAGACAUGGAGACCUGGGUGGGCGGCUGCCGCUGCUUCGUUUGCUGCUGUUGCUUCUGCAACCCCCUGGGCUGUUGCUUCCCCAUGGAGGUGACGGAUGCCCAUUCCGCCCCUCCUACUCUGGACGCGGAAAAAGGACAAAGUCCUGGGCAGCAGAGCAUGGAGAGCCCGGAAGGGACAGACUCUAUGCUCACCAUCGGCAAGUCCCAGAUCGGGCAGCUGUUCAAGGGCCUCUUCUCGGAGGAGGACAAGCAGAAGCACUCCGAACGGUUCGAGCGCCUGGCGCACGUGAGCGAGGAAGUGGACGCGGACUCGCCCUACUUGAUGAUAUGGCUCUGGCGAAUCUUUUUGGGCGGCUCGCCGGUGCACUUCAAAGGAAGCCUCGUCUUGGUGGCUCUGCACCUCACCUUCUGGGCCCUUGUGCUUGCGGCAACCAGCUGGGCCUACGAGAACACUUUCUACAGCCGCGCUCGCACCAUGGAGGACGUUUACCUAGAGGCCUUGGGCCCUGGAUACAAAGCUCCGCCUUCCUUGCACGACCCCCGGGUGACGCUCAUCGCGGACGACGGCUCCAUCCUGCAAGGGCCGCGCAUCGUCGCCGGGAAGCGCCUCUACGACGCCAUCCACCGCUUCGUGCCGGUGGUGCGGAACUUCACGUCCUCCAUGCGGAUUCUGCCCGCCUGCCUGGUGGUGCACUACUGGUGCCUGGCCUUAAGUGUCCUGAUCCACGCCCACUUUAGCAGGCAGCGGCUCCGGGCGUGGCUGGGGAACUACGGGCCGCGGGGCCAGUGGAAACACCUGGAGGGCUAUGCGGAGCAGCCGGAGUACGUGAAGCUUUCCGCACGACCACUGAGCGAGGACACGGAUCCCGGGGUGAAGGUCGCGGGCUUCGAAAUCUACCCCAAGAAGGCGGCGCUCCCGAAAACCAGCGACACCAUUCUGCAAGUCGGGGUCGCGACGUCCACAGUUCUGCUUUGCGCGCUGGCGCUGUGCUGCAAGGUCUACAUGCCGCUGGUGGAGACGACGGAGGUCUCGUCUUCUCACCAGGAAGCCUCGCUGCUGGGGGCCGUUGCGCCCGCCAAGAUGCCGGAGUCCUGGGGAACCCGACAUCUGUGGCUGGUGUAUCUGUUGACCUGGCUGCCUUUGAUUCCGUACCGCAUGAUCAAUGGCCUCUUCCUGUCGGCGGAAUUCGCGCACCUGAUCCGGAAGGCGACUCGUCAUUUCGACGCGACCUCGGAGGAGGCUUCGCCGGACGGGCGACAACUGGGGAUCAUCGAAUGGAAGGUGGGCGACAUGUGCCGCGACUGGUUCCUUUUGCUGCCGUGCGGCCUGCUGGUGGAUUGUCUCAGCGUGCUCACGGGCCUGAUCGCCACGUGCCGGUUGAUCUUCGUGUGGCAGGCCCACGACUUUGCGCCGGUGCUGGUCGCCAACUGCUUGACGCUGCUGGUCUUAGUGGUGCUCCAGCUAAAGCCAGUUGUGGACUGGAAUGGCUUCCUGCUCUGGUACCACAGCACCAAGGACAACAUCCACCCGGUCUUGUUCAUUUGCCUCAGCCGGGGAGUGCUGAACUUCAAGGUGCUGGGCCUGGCGCUGACGCCGGCCUACUUCGUGGGCCUCGCGGUCUCGGUGGGGAUCUCCGCGGGCACGGCGGCGGCGCGGCAGUUCUCCGGGGACUUCGUGCAGGUGCUGACCUCCUCCAAGUGA